GCAGUCUCCACUGCCGCCAAAAACAAACCAUAGCUAGUAAUGAUGGUGUCAGAGGAAGAGGCAACGGCUAUCCGCAAGUUCGUGUGUGGUCAACUCCGCGGUGAGCCGAAUCUCAGCACGCUGACCUUAGGGAUUUUAAAAAAGCGAUACUUGGCACAUGUGCGAUGUGAAACUUUAGGUCCAGAAGCCAGAAACAUCAUGAAACUGGUUGUUAAAGAGGAACUGAUUAAAAUGCAGGACAGUGACGAGAAUGGAAGUGAGUUGGAGACCAGCAAGAGGCCCCAAAACAAAAGGAAGAGAGAAAAGGAAAGGGACGAAGUGAUUAGUGGGGAUGAUGAUGAAUCAACAGCAAAGAAAUCACGUCGUCAGUUAAACUCGUCAUCAGAAUCGGUGGAAAAAGACAACUGCAAAACAGGAAGUGAGAGUGAAGAAGAGGGAAAUAAUUCUGAAUAUGAGGAUGCAGAGCAAGAGGUGAAACAAUCACUGCGAAAGACAAAUGCAAAAGGUAAACAACAGAUUAGUAGUAAAGACUCAACAGAUGAGGAAAUUAAUAAAUCGGAAGAAAACAAGGAGAAAGAGAAGAGUCUCUGUGAAGACAAUCCAAAAGUGAUGAAGAAAGCUAAUGCUACAAAGAAUGGAGGGAAAAGAAGCAGCAAUACAAGUCAAGGAGAGAAAACACCUCAGAGCAAUGAAGAGAAUGAAACUGACACGGAUGGCAAGUCAGAAAAGAGUGAGAAAAUCAACGGCAAUGACUCCUCAGACGACAGUGAAAAUGAAGAAAAGGUAAAAAAUAACGACUUAGACUCUGAUUCAUCGUCACUCCCCUCAUUGGAGGAUGAACAGCAUGGCAGAAAAGAAAAAACACAAGAUGAUAAAAAGAAGAAAGCCACAAAAAAAGAGGAGGAAAAAGAAAAGACCGCCAAGAGUCAAAAGGAUGACGACAAAGCUGUUGUGAGGCUCAAGCGGUACAUUUCUCUUUGUGGUGUGAGGCUGAAUUACAAGAAGCUCCUGGACGGCUGUCGCUCUGUCCGCUCCCAGGUGGCUGCCCUGAAGAAGGAGCUUGAAGGUCUUGGUGUCCAUGGUCAGCCAUCUAUAAUGAAAUGCAAAAAAGUCAGAAUGAAAAGAGAGGAAUCUCAGGAACUAGCUGAGCUCGAUGUCAGUAACAUCAUUGCCACAGAAGGUCGACCGAAACGCAGAGCAACCUCAGCAUGGCAGGAACAACAUAACGCUCCGACCUCUACAUACCUGCGCUCUCUGAACUCUGGCUCUGACAGUGACGAGGAAAGCAAUACACACCGAGGGCGGAGGAGAGCCACCGACUGGACCAACCUGCAGGGGGUCAUCAGUGACGAUGCAGAGAGCAACUGACUGACACCUCCUCUUGUGCUGUCAAGACGCCAUUUAGAUACUGACAUUCCCUUUUCUUUGUACAACUUGAGGUUUAUAGGUUAUUUUUACAUAUAUAUAUAUAUUGUAAUGUUAUAUUUCAAAUAAAGCUAUUGUGAUCUUA
This is a messenger RNA of Cyclopterus lumpus (lumpfish), 1510 nucleotides long. It is a transcript of the gene hirip3, whose product is annotated as HIRA interacting protein 3. The coding region runs from base 40 to 1368 and encodes 442 amino acids. The transcript has 8 exons. Lineage: Eukaryota; Metazoa; Chordata; Actinopteri; Perciformes; Cyclopteridae. The record is from RefSeq and is a predicted model, not a curated record. Gene Ontology annotation, cellular component: nucleus.